Anopheles arabiensis is the source of this 1869-nucleotide messenger RNA. RefSeq names its product vitellogenic carboxypeptidase-like. Gene Ontology annotation, molecular function: serine-type carboxypeptidase activity. NCBI's taxonomy places the organism in Eukaryota, Metazoa, Arthropoda, Insecta, Diptera, Culicidae. The record is from RefSeq and is a predicted model, not a curated record. The transcript is spliced from 2 exons. Gene Ontology annotation, biological process: proteolysis. Bases 108 to 1556 code for a protein of 482 amino acids.
UUUGAUGAUCGUUCGCUUUGUCCGAUAAGAACCUAUCAGUCUGUGUCAGUGGCUUGUAGACAGUACAUCGCAUAUUGUCAGUAAAAGUAGCAUUUUUUUCAGCUAGAAUGUCCCAAAAAGUACAACUGUUUCUUCUGCUAAGCUUGCUCAUCGCAUCCACCAGCGGAUUGUUCAUCAAUCCCUACGAAAAACUUUGGCCCCGUGAUGCACGAUUUGCAUCUUCACCAAACAAAGGUAACAAUGGUGACCCACUGCUACUGACACCGUACAUCGAGCAGGGACGCAUCGCGGAAGGUCAAAAGGCGGCACGGGUUGAGCACAGCCGCAUCCGUGGGUUCGAAUCGUACGCCGGCUUUCUCACCGUGGACAAGCGCUUCAACUCCAACCUCUACUUCUGGUACUUCCCGGCGAAAGCGAACCGCACCACGGCACCGCUCGUGCUCUGGCUGCAGGGCGGUCCGGGCGCUUCGUCCCUGUUCGGGCUGUUCGAGGAGAAUGGCCCGUUCCGUAUCACGGCCGACCUGCAGGCUGAAGAGCGACCGCACUCCUGGUACGAAAACCAUAAUCUGCUGUACAUCGACAAUCCGGUCGGGACGGGCUUUAGCUUCACCGACAGUGAGGCCGGGUACGCCCGCAACCAGGUGCAGAUCGGCGAAGAGCUGUACUCGGCUGUGGUGCAGUUUUUGAAGCUCUUCCCCGACCUGCAAACCCGUCCGUUCUACAUUACCGGCGAAUCGUACGCGGGCAAGUAUGUUCCCGCGCUGGGCUACACGAUUCAUCAGAAAAAUAGCAACUCAUCGAACCCCUGGGUGAAGCUGGCCGGUAUGGCGAUCGGCAACGGGUACAGCGAUCCGGUCAAUCAGCUCAACUACGGCGAGUACCUGUACCAGCUCGGACUGAUCGACGGCAAUGCGCUGGAACGGUUCGAGCAGGACGAGCAAGCGGUUGCGGCCUGCAUUGCCAAGGGCAACUAUCGCUGCGCGUUCGAGAUCAUGGACGAUCUGCUCGAUGGCGAUGCGAACGGCGGUGGUUCGUUCUUCCGCAACGUGAGCGGCUUCGAGACGUACUACAACUAUCUGCACACGGCCGAGGACCCGUCCGAUGCGGUGCCGCUGGUUGCGUUUCUAAAUCUCGACGAAACGAGACGCGCUCUGCACGUCGGCGACCAGCCGUUUCACGAUCUGGACGAAGCAAACCUGGUCGAACGGUACCUGGAGCAGGACGUGUUCGAGAGCGUCGCGCCGUGGAUAGCGGAGCUGCUGCAGCACUAUCGCAUCAUGUUCUACAACGGCCAGCUCGACAUUAUCUGCGCGUACCCGAUGAUGGUCAACUAUCUGCAAAUGCUGCAGUUCGACGGGGCCAACUACUAUCGCGGCGUGGCGCGCGGCACGCUCGAGUUUGACGGAGAAAUUGCCGCCUACUUUAAGCUGGCAUUCGGGCUGGUGGAAGUGUUGGUGCGCGAUGCGGGCCACAUGGUGCCGCGCGAUCAACCGAAAUGGGCCCACCGGCUGAUAACGGCGUUCACCCAUCCGGGCUCGGUGGUUGGGUUCGUUUAGCGAGAGAUCGUUUCGCUGUACGCCUUUCCUCAUUAACUGCUGGAGCAAUCUGUUGCCCAUUCAAUUAAAUCGUUUACAAACAAAAACAUGAUGUGUCUAAUGCUCCUCUCUUUCCCUAUAGUGCUUCACUUUCACUUCACGUAUUCGGGGGGCCGCACGUUCUUACCGUCCGGUUUGAAGCGUCCAAUAUCACCGCACCGUUCCCGAUAGCUGAGCACCUGACACUUUUGCCAAGGACCGAAAUAGCCACGAUCCUCUGCAGAAAGGCGAGAAGAAAAGAGCAAACAUAAUAAAGCAUUAGUACCGUACACCA